This is a messenger RNA of Colius striatus (speckled mousebird), 1222 nucleotides long. It is a transcript of the gene TXNDC15, whose product is annotated as thioredoxin domain containing 15. The record is from RefSeq and is a predicted model, not a curated record. Bases 29 to 994 code for a protein of 321 amino acids. NCBI's taxonomy places the organism in Eukaryota, Metazoa, Chordata, Aves, Coliiformes, Coliidae. The transcript has 5 exons. Gene Ontology annotation, biological process: cilium assembly. Gene Ontology annotation, cellular component: cilium.
GACGCGGGGCGGCGGCGCCGGGGCGAGGAUGAGGCCGCGGCUGCGGCUGCGGCUGCUGCUGGCGCUGCUGUGCCUGGGCAGCGGCCUGCCUGCAGGGACGGGGAUGGAGGCGCGCUCUCCCGGGGACGGCCCCGCGCAGGGCGGCGGCGCGCCGCUGCGGUACCGGACGGCGGAGAUGGCGGACGCGAUGCUGGGCAGCGGGCUCCCCGCGCAGCAGGCCCCGGUGCUCUCGGGAGUGCCGGCGGAGGUGAGGGACGGCCCGGCGGCGGCUUGCGACGCGGCGGCCGGCGGCGAUGCGUGCGGGGCGGGGAGCGGCCCCGCGGACUCCCCGGACCCGGCGGGCAGCCACGGCCGGGAGCAGGCGGUGCUGGAGACGGUGCUGCCCGCGCCCGCCGAGGAGCCCAAUGGUACCGACAGUGCUAAAGCGCCCAAGGUGAACUGCGAGGAGAGAAACACAACUGGCAUCGAGCGCUUCACACUGCAGAUCCUGAACGUGUCUCAGGACUUGAUGGAGUUCUUAAACCCCAAUAGCAGUGACUGUACUUUAGUCUUGUUUUACACGCCGUGGUGCCGCUUUUCUGCCAGUCUGGCACCUCAUUUUAAUUCUUUACCGCGAGCGUUUCCAACUCUUCACUUCCUGGCACUGGAUGCAUCCCAGCACAGCAGCUUAUCAACUAGGUUUGGAACUGUGGCUGUACCCAAUAUCCUCCUUUUCCAAGGUGCUAAACCUAUGGCUAGGUUUAAUCACACUGACAGAACGCUGGAAACACUGAAAGACUUCAUUUUUAAUCAAACAGGUAUAGAAGCAAAAAGUGAGGUGGCUGUGACUGAGGCAGACUGGGAGGGCCCCCUGCCCAGCGUUCUGACCAAAGGCAUAGACUGGCUGCUUCUCUUCUCUCUGCUCUUCCUGGCCAGCUUCAUCAUGUACGCCACUGUUCGAACGGAGAGCAUUCGGUGGCUGAUCCCAGGGCAGGAGCACGAACACCAGGAGUAAUGGGAGAUGCUGAGAUGGGGACAGAAUGUCCUGCUCGUCGGUAAAGUGGGGAUGUCUAUGGACUAGGCAUGCCUAGGAAUGAACUGUUGAAUUUGUUGGCUGUAAUUUAUAAUCUUGACUAAAAGUCAGCUUUAUUUAUCAAAUGCUGAAUCUGUAAAAAGCAAACUCACAGAAACUGAUUUAAGUAAACAAAGAUGAGAAAACAUGAACUAAAAAAGUAUUUACUAA